GAAUUGAUGCGCGAGUUCGGAAUGGCUUAUUUUGGUCUUAUUGGUGUUUUGGUCGUAUAAGUAAGGUCGUAGCUGCGUAAGUAUUUAUCGUCAGAGCUUAAAUUGUAUACUUAUGCGGCGCGUAAGUCAUCGAUUGGCUGAACUUUGACAAGGUUCCCAAAACUCACCUACCAAAAAUCGAAUUGAGAGAAAUCUUUUGUAGCUUUUUGAGCUAAAAGCCUAAUCUAAACAAAGGCGAGAAUCCAACUUAUACAUACAAAGUGCCAUUUCGAACACGCAGCGAAUGAUCACUAUACUUAUAUAUAAAGAUAUUGAAAGAUAAGGGGCCGCGCACACGAUGGUUGCAGCUUACUUCGGUCUUCGCCUAUUUUGUCAUCGUUCGAAAUAAAUUCAUCGGCUCUCGCGCGCCCGAGAGGGAGAGAGAGAGACUACAUCCACGCAGUCAGUGCCAGUAGGUAGUGCAUCGGCGAAACGGCCAAGACCUGGAAAAUGGGUCACUCGACGAUAGACAAGCAGAUCGUCAACGGGGAACUGGAGUUGCCACCGUUAAGGAGUCUUAACGACUUCAUCCUCGACUCGGCUCGUUUUCAGAUACCGAAUCUCAAAGAUCUAGAUAAAUGGGGCAAUCGCGUCGUCAACAAUCUGCUGUACUAUCAGACAAACUACUUCUUCACAGCGGUUGUCAUUUUUGUUCUCGUGGGGUUGAUCCACCCUGGAAAGAUGAUCGUUGGAAUGCUGGCAAUGGCUGUUAUUCUGCUUACCUUUGCUUAUCUGUCAACCGAGGGAAGAGCUGUGCAUAAUUUUAAGAAGCGUUUUCCUGGUACUGGUAUUCUUCUUAUGCUCAUCGCUGGAUGCUUUUUGACUUACACUCUUGGUUCUCUGCUAGUCUUCUUAGUGGGCAUUCUAUUGCCUUUUUCAGUGAUAUUUAUCCAUUCUUCUCUGCGAUUGAGAAACAUGAAGAACAAGAUUGUCAAUAAGAUCGAGGGAAUUGGUUUGAAACGCACUCCCAUGGGUGUCUUUUUGGAGCAACUCGAGAACAUAACUGGUAUGGCCUUGCGCGCGCAAACAUCUAUCAUACAAAAAAUUCAAUAAUUUGCCUUCGAGAAGCAAGAUACUUAACUGGUAAAGGAUUGCUGCACGACUGCCUUGCUACCAGGUCUACAUCAGGAAUAACAAAAAAUCGAUAAAAGCCAAAGAUCCACAACGACUGACUUCAACCGUUUAACUCGUCGAAUUUCCAUGAUUUUCGAUCUCAAAAUAUCCAUUUAUGAUUACUAACAAGAUUGAAAAGUGAAUAUUUAUCGCUAAUUUUGUUUCACUGUAGGGUAAUCAUAAUUUAUUUUUGUAACUGACAGAUUUUUAAAUGUUGACCACUGCUCUGCCUUAUCAAAGAUUUUUAUAUACUGGAUUGUUGGAGGGUGUAUAAUGGAUUUAUAACAAAUAUUUUACAGAAAUAUUAUUUUUUUUAUAUAUACAUUAUCAUUAGAAAAAGUGACACGAAUACAAUUUUCGUUACUUUGUUCAAGA
Molecule: messenger RNA, 1527 nt
Organism: Nasonia vitripennis (jewel wasp)
Lineage: Eukaryota; Metazoa; Arthropoda; Insecta; Hymenoptera; Pteromalidae
Gene: Jwa
Product: PRA1 family protein 3
Exons: 4
Coding region: 490-1092 (200 amino acids)
Cellular component (GO): membrane
Source: RefSeq, a predicted model, not a curated record